Phyllostomus hastatus (greater spear-nosed bat) is the source of this 2106-nucleotide messenger RNA. It is a transcript of the gene MRPS24, whose product is annotated as mitochondrial ribosomal protein S24. Gene Ontology annotation, cellular component: mitochondrion. Gene Ontology annotation, biological process: translation. The transcript is spliced from 4 exons. The record is from RefSeq and is a predicted model, not a curated record. Lineage: Eukaryota; Metazoa; Chordata; Mammalia; Chiroptera; Phyllostomidae. The coding region runs from base 52 to 555 and encodes 167 amino acids.
GACCUUUGCCCGGCGGCGCGCUGGUACGUCACGGGCUGCGCUCAGUCGAAGAUGGCGGCCUCCCUGUGCAGCCGAGGGCUCGGGCCGUGGGUGCUUUCCCGGAGCCGCGCGCUGCCGUGUGCCUGGCGCGCCCUGCACGUCUCCGCCGCGUGCGCCAAGAAUCGGGCGGCCCGGGUCCGAGUGGGCAAAGGGGACAAACCGGUGACCUACGAGGAAGCGCACGCGCCUCAUCACAUCGCCCACCGCAAAGGCUGGCUGUCGCUGCACACAGGGAACCUGGAUGGGCAGGACCACGCCGCAGAGCGCACGGUGGAGGAUGUUUUUCUUCGCAAGUUCAUGCUGGGCACCUUCCCCGGCUGCCUGGCCGACCAGCUCGUCCUGAAGCGCCGGGCCAACCAGGUGGAGAUCUGCGCGCUGGUCCUGAGGCAGCUGCCUGCGCACAAGUUCUACUUCCUCGUGGGCUACAGCGAGGCCCUGCUGUCCCACUUCUACAAGUGCCCCGUGCGUGUGCACCUCCAGACGGUGCCCUCGAAGGUCGUGUACAAGUACAUCUAGGACGCGCGUCUUCUCGGCAUCAGGCCCCAGCCCGCAAAGCACAGACGCGUGCGGGAAGGGUGAGGUGGACAUGGGGAGGCACAGCCCUCAGAGCCCACAGACGUCACCCUCACAGCCGCUGCUGAGUGACGGACCGCCCCUGUCGUCCGGCCCCUCGGUCCGCCUCCGCCCUCCUGGGAGCAGACUCAGACAGGGUUUCGCUGAGGCCGCUCGGGGGCCCAGGAAGGGCCACUGACGACGUGCUGUCGUGGCAUCUCUCAGGCAUGUGGAGAGUGCGGGUCGCUGCAGCCCCACAGCUGUCGCCCGGGUCUCAGGUGCUACUUCAUCUCACACAGCUGAGACUUGAACCCUGGACCCUCAUCUCCUGUCCCCUCCCCCUGCGCCUGGCGACCAGCACCUGCUCUGCUUCUUGGUCAGCUGCUGCUGGCGCCACGUGACAGUGGGGUUGCGCCCUGUCUGUCGUUCUGGGUUGGGCUCAUUCCAUUUACCAUGCUGUGCUCCGGUUUAUCCACGCCCCAGUGGAAGGACGUCCUUUGUCGGGGCUGAGUGACAUUCUGUUGUGUGCGUGUGCCACCCACGGAUGGGCAGGUGGGCUGCUCCCACGUCCUGGCCACCGUGAAUGACGCUGACAUGAACUUGCGGGUGUGCACGUGUGUCUGCAGUGCCGGUUCCACUUCUUCCGGGGAAACCCCCAGUGGAGGACGUGCUGGGUCACGCGGUGGACCUGGUUUUGGUUUCUGAGGAAACUCCAGCCUGUCUGCCGCAGGCCGCUCUGAGUCACGUCCCUCCCAACAGCGUGUGAGAGGCUCCCUUUUCCCUGCAGUGCGCAUUUUGUUUCCAAUGUGGGGAGAUCAGUGAUGCCUCCAGGAACCUCCCUGUAGGUUCCUCCUGGAUGUGAGCACUGGACCUCCCAGUGUCGCUGGGUGAGAGGGGCCUGUGGGCGGGAGGGAGCCGCACUCUGCAGUGGAAGCUGAGGCUGUGGGGUCAGACGCGGCCCGAGGGAGGGGCAGGGAGGCACAUCCGCUGCAGCUCCUCACGGCCCGGAGGUGUGGGCAGCCUGGCUCUGGGCAGGAGGAGUCUGGCUUGAGGGCUGUGUUCCAGGCCGGCGGUUUCAGUGUCUGGUGUGUCAGGGGCCUCCCUGCAGUUUUCUGAGCGGCCAGCCUGUGUCCUUCCCGCUCUGCAACUGGUUCCUUGGUGCUGGCGGAUACCCGCUCUGCUGCAGAUGCACAGCCACCCUGAAGACACCUGCCUCAUGUGCUGUCCAAGUGGGAAACCCCUGAACUGGGUGCCCCCGGUUAAAUCAGUUUAAGUUACUCUUCCAUGUUCACCCACCUGGUCAUCAUUUCAGCCUGGCGUCCCUUGUGUAUGGAGGACCGAGCUCUCUCAGGAUGAAGCCCAGUGGUUUGAGCUUUUCUCUCUGCCCUUCCUGCCCUUCCACCUGAUUGUGACCUAGAAAUGAAUUGGAAACUCAUUUGUACCUUUUGCUGCAGCUAGGGAGAUGGUUAAAUCCACAAUUAAGCAUGUAAAUAAAUGUGUACGUCUAGAAUGGUA